GCUCCCCACGCUCUUUGUUCUGGGGAAGCGCUCGUCGUCGCCACUGCAACCAUGGAACCCAGGCAAAACGAUCAAGCUCACCCACAGACGUCGCCCACCACUUCGACUACUACCACGACUACCACCCAUGGCCCCCAUACUACUAUCUCAACCACUGACACCACCCCGGGACAGGGGACCACGCUACAACAAUCUCCAGACGGCUCAACUACCAUCACUCACCCUACUGUUACCACCACCACCCACAUACCUGCGCCCCAACCUUCUGCCU
This is a messenger RNA of Bipolaris maydis ATCC 48331, 271 nucleotides long. The record is from RefSeq and is a predicted model, not a curated record. Lineage: Eukaryota; Fungi; Ascomycota; Dothideomycetes; Pleosporales; Pleosporaceae.